Messenger RNA from Ostrinia nubilalis (European corn borer), 2295 nucleotides. RefSeq lists its product as uncharacterized. The transcript has 2 exons. The record is from RefSeq and is a predicted model, not a curated record. Lineage: Eukaryota; Metazoa; Arthropoda; Insecta; Lepidoptera; Crambidae. The coding region runs from base 169 to 1923 and encodes 584 amino acids.
CAGAAGUUGCUCGCGUCCGUAGGAAACACCACCUUUUCCGAGGCCCACCCUACACGUGCCCCCUGGGUGGUGCCAAAUGAGCGACAACGCCGAACAACAGGCGGCGGUUAAAUAACCUGACCAUCUGGUGCACCAUAAACCAAGGAGGACUAAAUCCCUCCUAAAAGCAUGGCCAUGUCACCUUGGGAAAGCGACAUGUGUAAUCCUCCCACCCCCUCCACCCUCCCCCCCCACACCUCAAUAAUCCUCACUCCUCCCCAUCAACCCACUCCUCUCCAGUCUCCCACCCACCACACCCUACAUAGCCGAACCGUGGCGGCGCAUAACCACACCGGGCCCGCAAAGCCCUGGGGCACUAAAUACCCCCUAAAAGCUCGCACCACACUUUCACCAUGGGCAGGUGGCAGUGUGCGUUACUAUCUUCCGCCCGCACACCUUAUGAUGGCAGACUUUAAAAAUGUAUUGCCCCAGGAGGGUACCACCGAAGGUGGAGAAUCCCUCACCGGACCCAAUCCGGUCUGUCCCACGUACUCUGGGGGGGACAAAGAAUGCCACAAGCCAGGAUCUAGCCUGGAUUUAACAUGCCUAGCAGAGGCGAUCCCAUCCACCGCGCCGGUCGACACCCUGUCGCCCUGGAACGUGGUGAUGCACAAGCGGCCCAAGAAGGGCGAUAAGAAGAAGCAGCAGGAGCAGCAACAACAACAACAGCAACGACAGGGAAGCAAACCGGCUCGUGUUCGUCCUAGCAGGCGAGCGAGACAGAAAGCCCGCCAGUCGCUAAACUCACAAACACCCCACGUGGCGGAAACGCAGCGUGAGAAUCUGCCGUCCACCUCCAAGGUGUUGACCGAUUCGCAGGGCACCACGAAGCAAAAUCCUCCACCACCACCACCACCACCACCACCACCACCACCACCAUCAUCAUCACUACCUCCUCCUCCCCCACCCCCACCUACGUUACCCAGUCAGGCGAAGGGUAAGGCUCCGGGAGGUUAUCACGGUCGGCGGACUGCAGCGACGGCAACCCCUGCGCUUGAAAAGGCGCAACCUGGGAAGUGUGAACGCGCUUCAGCGAAGCGCGCCCGACUGGACGAAACCAGGUCUCCCAGGGGGGAAGCCAAGCGUGCAAAAACCGACGUGAGGCCAAAGCGGACGAUGAGCUACGCGGAUGCGAGUCAAUCGCAUCUGCAGAUAGCGGUGACCACCGUCCCGCCGAGGGACCUCACUAUGAGCCAAGCGGAGCGGAUCCGUAUUGCUAUCGAUGAUAGAAUCACGGAUACUGCUCUAACCCCAGGCAUGCAUGCUCCGUCAUUGCGCGGUCGUCCCUAUCUUUAUGAGGGGGCUUUCGCGUUUUGGUGCGAGGAUGCAAGGUCCCGCGAAUGGCUGGAGAACCAGGUGAAAUCCAUUCCCUCACCUAUCCCGGACACAACCCUGACAGUUGUAAAGCUGUCAGAAGUAAGGAGGAAACUGAGAGCGGGACUUCUCCUACACAGCCACAUUACCGACCCGGUGACGCUGCAAAAGGUUAUCAGUAACCAAAACCCCUGGUACAAGGUGGACACCUGGCAGUGCAUCAGCGCCUCGGUGACAGAGGGAGCAGAAGAAGCGGAGGAAGGUCUGUCGUCUAGGUACAAAGUAGUGUACCUGGUCCUGGGGAUCCCUGAGGACCAAAAACAGACCAUCCUCGAUAGAGACCGUCGGGUAUCACACCUGUCUGGUGGUGGCUACAUCAGAUUCUUCAGUAGCAAGGAGGAAGAAUCGGAGGCCACCACCACAACCACAGCAGCGACGAAGGAGACGUCGACCCCUGAGCCUUCCACCUCAGCUCCCCAUCAGGGUCAGAGCGAGUUGGAAAAAGCCUCGCCACUAAAGACGGAAGGAGGGACCAGCGAAGACGAAGAUGGCCUCCUCAACAGUCCCUAAGUCCACCAUCGACGUCAUACAAACAAACCUCCAGCACAAACAAAUAGCGGCGGCGUCACUACGCAGGGUGCUGGAGGUAAAUAACAAUAGGACCGUCGCCCUGAUCCAAGAGCCCUGGAUCAGAAACAACAAAAUCUGCGGCCUAAACAACACAGGAGUUCUGUUCCAGAGAUGUCACCGCAGUGAAAACCGUGACAGAACAACAAACCCUAGUGCUAGCCUCAGUGUAUAUGCCAAGUGAGGAUGCAGUUCCCUCACAAGAACUCACCGCACUGGUACAACACUGUAGAGAGCAGGCCUGGGGCUUGAUCAUCUCCGCAGACUGCAACGCACACCACCCGCUGUGGGGAAGUACGGAUACAAACAAAAGGG